Anopheles cruzii is the source of this 6948-nucleotide messenger RNA. RefSeq lists its product as uncharacterized. The transcript is spliced from 23 exons. The record is from RefSeq and is a predicted model, not a curated record. Gene Ontology annotation, molecular function: protein binding. NCBI's taxonomy places the organism in Eukaryota, Metazoa, Arthropoda, Insecta, Diptera, Culicidae. The coding region runs from base 1 to 6948 and encodes 2315 amino acids.
AUGGCGGCCACAAUACGAACCGGAGGCCUUCACCACGCGGCCUCGCUAGGGAACAUCGACACAUCGUCACAGUCGAAAGUACAUUUAGCCGCACGAAGCUACGACUCCGAAGAUGAAAAUAUGGGCCGCAAGAAGGGACGGCCUUAUGAGACGAGCCCGUGCUCGCGGGCCCCGGUCUACUCGAAGGGAGACAUCCGGGAGCAGCACCGAUCAAGAACUAGUCUCAAUCAUCAGCAACAGCAACAGCAGCAGCAGCAGCAACAGCUACACUUUCUAGUUAGUAUCUCGACGUUAUCGCUCUGCCGCCUUCACCACGCGGCCUCGCUAGGGAACAUCGACACAUCGUCACAGUCGAAAGUACAUUUAGCCGCACGAAGCUACGACUCCGAAGAUGAAAAUAUGGGCCGCAAGAAGGGACGGCCUUAUGAGACGAGCCCGUGCUCGCGGGCCCCGGUCUACUCGAAGGGAGACAUCCGGGAGCAGUACUGCCUGACGGAUCGCCAGCUCAACUCGAUAGAGCAACCGCGCCGGGAACGGUUCUUCGGUUGCUGGUCCGGCCGCAAUGCCCCGCAGUCGUUUCUGGGAGUUUGCGUCGGGCGGCGGGCGCCUUCCGACGAGAACCUCGCCGACUACGCCCCGAUCCAGCGGUACCCGAGGUACAUUAAUACCGGGCCGAUAGCAAAGUCCAUCCUGCAGCAGUACGAUGACGACAUGGAGAGCUCGUACUUCCGCCGAAAACCGACCUCUUUUUUAUCGAACAGCAGCAGUGUCACUUCCGGCGGCGGCGGUGGUGGCCCCACUAGCGGAGGGACCGGAUUAAUUAUCGGAAGCAGCGCCACACUGCCCGGUGGUGACGGCAAGCGGUACGGUGGUUCCUGGUUGCCGGCCGAGGAUGAAGCCGUUCGGUUAGAGGGUCCAAGCUUUUAUCGAUGUCCAGCACACCACGAUCUGCCACCACCACCACCUCCACCGAGCGUUGCCCUUAUCGAUGCCCUGCCAGGCGGACAGCCAAGGACGAAACAUGUCAGCUUCGCCCGCUCCUACACGCUCACCUCGUUCGACGAGGCGAUGGGCAGCCGGCCCCUAUCGCGCCUGGCCGCGGCCCGUAGCCAAGAAAGACUGAUUGGCGGCAAGAAGCCCACGAUAACGCUGGCCCACCACACGGCGGUGGCGGCGGCGAUCCCCCUGCCGGCCACCCAGUACGUCGGUGGCGGCGGUGUGGCCCCGCUCCACUCGAUCCUCACGCAGCCCACGGCCACGCACCCGCAGCAACCCCUGAUGCCGGCGGCCCUCCAGAAGCAACCCCUCUCCGUCACUGCCUGCCAAAGCCACGGUCAACCUCAGCAGCAGCAACCCCAGCCGCAGACUCAGCACUUGCUGAUCCAGCAGCAACCGUCGGCGGCCCACCAACUGCACCAACACCUUCACCAGCAGCAUCUUCAGCAUCUUCAGCACCAGCAGGCGGCUCUGCUCGCGCACCAGGCGCACGUCCAGCACCAGGCGGCCCAACACGCCGCCCAGCACCAGCAACAGCAGCAGCAACUCCAACAUCAGCAGCACCUUCACCACCACCAGCAGCAGCACCAGGAUAUGGUCGUCCUCGAGAAAGUGAAACGAAGUGCCAUGAAGACGCAGGCGACGCAGACGGAGGUGUACCUGGGCAAGAAACCGAUGGCACCGCACAACCUAUCGCUCAGCCCGCGGACCAUCCAUCGGGUGAAAAUGGUCUCGCAAGGAGCGCAAACGAACGGCGGUCUGAACGGCGGAGGUCGCAAGCUUACCAAGAGCCUGUCGGAGGCGGCGGAUCGGCUGCAGGAGAAUGGGCUCGAUCCGGUGCAGCCCCCGGAACCGGGCACCGGUGGGCCGGGCUUCGAUCACGAGCUGCUGCAUCGGACGCAGUCGGAGGAGCCACCGAAAUCACCCUUCACGAUCACCUCACCGCCAUCCGCGCAUGCCGUCCCGUCCCUGCAGCAGCCGCAGCAUUUCGAGCUUCCGCCUUCGCGUGCCUCCUCGCAGCUCAGCCACGCGGGCUCGGACGGCACGCAGCUGACGCACUCGCGCAACCACUCGCAGGACAGUGCCACCUCGUACCGCUCGACCGACGGCUCGCGGACGUCCUACGAGACCGCCUCCUACCCGUACGACGCCUACGACAGCAUCGUGUUGCCGCGCCGGGCCAGUCACACCGCCGAGCCGACCUUCCAGUUCCUGCGCAAACAGGACCUCGACCAGAUCCACCUCCAUCAUCAGCAGCAGCAGCAGCAACUCCUGUUGCCUCAACAACCCCACGGCGGCUACGUCCACGGUUACGAGAACGGUUACGUGCCGUUCGAGACGCACAGCUUGCCCCGGCGCUCCUGCAUCCACCACAAGCCGGAAGAGUUCCACACGCACACGCUGCCCGCGCGCCACGAUCAACACGUCCCCCAGCACCACCAGCACCACCAGCACCACGAGCAGCUGCGUCUGUCGAACGGGAGCGUUAAUCAGGAUGUUCGCUCUUUUGACAGCCCGCACACCGGCACGCUGAACCGGCGCAUGUCGGCGCACGCCAUCGUCGUCCACCAGGACCAGCGCCCAGCACCGGGUCCACCCUCCCACUACGGCUGUUCCAGUCUGCCGCUGGUCCAAGGAUUGCAGCAGCAACAGCAGCAGCAGCAACGGCGGGCGUCGUAUGCCUUCGUGACGCCCGACACGCACUCCCUGGCCAAGCGUCACUCGGUGCCGCACCAGCAGAUCCAGAAAGUGCAGCCCCUCCAGGUUCAGGCGCCCGCACCCACCGUCCACCCGGUCAAGGCACAACCGACCGCUCCGGUCCACGCCUUUCAGCCGCUGAUCAAACCACAACCUCCGCAGUUCUCGCAACCCUUCCACACGCAACCAACUCCGUCGUGUCCGGUGACACCGCCCAACAUUCAGCCGCUGGACAUGCAGGACGACACCAAAUCGUCCUCAUCUUCUUCCUCCUCGUCGGAUGCCAGCUGCUCGACGUGUGACUCGGACAGUGAUCGGGAGGAGGUGGACCGGCGUGAGGCGACCGGCGAGGAGCGCGAGAUCUUCAUCGACUUCAAGCCACGCGUGUCCCCGGUGCCGUCACCUGGUGCGGUCAAGAAAAAGAAGCUCCAGAAAACGCAACCGGACGCGGUGUGUGAGGCGCUGGAACGCCGCAAGACCGCACCGAGGGACAGCAGCGAGGGCGACGACGACGUGGAGGGAGUUCCGCCACCGCCCCGUGACUAUCACGAUGCGAGUGAAAGUUCCGCCCCGGAGCACGACGAGUCCCACCGAGCGGUGGCCGACCGGCGGAAGGAGUCAUUCCGCAAGCGCUCGGUCAGCCUUGACCAGCCGACGAGUGUCGAGCAGGAGGAGGACGAGGAGCAGGAGGCCAAGACAACGCGCGAGGUGCAGGGCCGACCGGAUGACCGCCGCCCAUCCGUUCAGCGACCGGCGCGCCAUCUAUCGGCGCCACCAUCGCCUCAGAAGGAGCCGACGGAGCGGAGCGGAGGCCAGCGGCCGGCUGCGUCCCCGUUUCACUCUUCGGACUCGCUAGCGAACGAUGGGACCCGCGACACGUCCGACGGCAACUGGAAUGAGUCACAGGCCACCAUCAUGGGCAGCAGUCUGAUGGAAAAUGGAAAACUGACCCCGACGAGCCGGAGGAAAAACUUGCUGCUGCAGCACCAGCAGCGCAGCUCGAUGGACACGGACGUGCUCGACAUGGAGGACAUUGCCGAUCAGCCACUUCCUCCGCUACCGAGCGUGCUGCAAUCGUCCACCACGCCGACCACCCCUUCGCAGCAACCGAACGGAACGGCGGUCCAGCCAACGGUGAGCAUCGGCAUUGUGAAGCCGACGACCCCAUCGAUCGCCGUCAUACCCUCGCCGAGCAUCGAACGGGAGGAGCAGCGUGACCUGCACUGGUCCCAGAAGUCGGCCACCCUUCGCCGCCCGUCGCGGCCACUUUCGCCCUCGAAGCGAGCAGCUCGGGCCAGCGAGCAGCAAAAGCAGCAAAAGUUGCCCAAAAUCGAACCACUCGUUCAUCGUGCACCCGAAACCCCGAUGAAAGCGGACUCCAGCAGCACUCCAUCGUCCGGCUUGCCGGGCAGCAGUGGGCCGGCCACGCCACAGGGUGGUGGCGGUGCACCGAAGCAACCACCGACGGCACGCUUCACCGCCAAGGUCGGCUCGCCCGGCAACGGAGUCGGCGAGCAUGGGCCGCUACCGCAGGCGCCGAUGGCCCCGGCGGUAGAGGACACUCGCGGCUCGGAGGGCAGCACCACCGAGGACUACGUAACCUGCACGGACACCUCGAAGCGGGGCACCACCGCCGCCGGAGCUAAAGCCACGACGCAGGAAGGUUCGUCGUUCGAAAGCGCCUCCUCCAUCUACAGCCUGGCGCGGGUCGAUGCGGUCUGCGAGGACACGGCGCCGAUCGAGGCCAGCCAGCCAGCCACGUCGGUGUCGCCGCAGAUCCCGGUGCCGCCACUGCCGAAGCCUUCGCCAACGCACUCCGUCAGCAGCAGUUCGAGCGAUAGUUUCGGCGCCAAGAAGGGCUCACCGUCGCGGCCGACGAUCGCGUCGGUCAAGGCGCACGCCACGAAGGCGGUCAAACCCGGCAAGCCACCGUCCGUGUCGGACGACGAGCGCAGCGAGAAGCGCUACUCGUCGUCCCACGACGAGCAGGAGCCAGCGGGCGCAGGUCUGCCGAAGGUGCACGGGGCCGGGGCCACGGGAACCAUCGCUCGCAGUGCUCGGCGGGGUCGCGACUGGAACGAGGAGGAGCGGCGCCGGAAAAAGAGCACCUUCAAGCUGGAGUUCGACAAGGACUCGAUCAAAACGUACACCACGCCGAUGCUGCGCCAGCCGAGCCCGGGCUUCAAGAAGCUGUCGCCCGAGGACAAGAGCGCCCUCAACGUGCUGGACGGGGCCAGCCCGAGCAGCAAGCAGAAGCGCUUCCGACCGAAGACCCGCAAGUCGCCGCGGGCCCGCAGUGCGGUCCCGGAAGACACCGGCACCUCGGGCGGUGUCUCCAGUGGGACGUUGCCCCGUCGCAGCAAAACCCCGUUGGUUCGAUCCCCGGACAAACCCACGACGACGACGACGCCUACCACGGCCGCCGUCGGGAUCGUCGCCACGGUCACACUGGCCACUCCUGUGGUGGCUGGCCCGCCCAAUAAGCUGAGCCCGUCGCAGUGCCAGUACUAUUCGCAGAUUCGAAGUCCGCCCUCUGGCGGUUCUCCGCGGAAGCAGAAGAUUUCGCCCGAGAAGCGUCUCCAGGCGAUCUCGACCGAAUCCCUGCGCUCGGUGUCACCCGGUUCCGACUCGGUCUUCUACAGUGAAGCCGACGCCCUGUCCCACUCCGAGCAGGUCCACUGUUCGCACUGCGGCAAGGAGGUCGAGGUGGCCAAUCUGCCCGGCGAGUCGGAGGAAUCGCUCCGGACGCUCGACUCCACCGACGGUGGGGAUCGGCCGGACAUCGUGCAGCCACCGGAGGGUUUCGCUGACUCGCCCGAGUGCACCCGGACGCCGCACCACACGCGCCUCUACAAGAAGAUGGACAAGCGGUUUCGGUCCGAAGACCGGCACAUUGACCGGCGCCACUUCAAGAGCCGCCAGGAGUACCGGGCCAAGAGUGAAGAGCGUGGCAAGGAAGACGUGGAGCCGAACAACCUCCGUCCGGCUGGAUCGUCCCCGUGCGUGGGACCCGGUGGCCACGCGGAGCAUCCGGUGGCGGCCGAACCAGAGCAGGGUAUCUACCACGGGAACUAUCGAGCCGGCCUGUGGAUCUGUAUCGCCGAUCGGGACGUCUGGAGGCGCCACGAACUCCCGGACGGAAGUUUCGAGCGGCCGAAGGAGGUCGGUUCGGGCGAGCGCCGCGGAUCGACCGACUCGGAGCGGGACUUUCGGAAGAAGUACCAGGCGAUAACGCACCGGCUGGUGCACCGCAAGUCCUGCGUCGAGAUGUACCGACGCCAGAACAGCAACAGCUUCGACACCGACAAGACGGUGGUGGUGUGCCGGAAGUCCGGCGAAUUUGGGUUCCGCAUCCACGGCUCGAAACCGGUCGUCGUGUCCGCCAUCGAGCCGGACACGCCGGCCGAAAGCUCGGGUCUGGAGGUGGGCGACAUCGUGCUGUCGGUCAACGGGAUCUCGGUGAUCGACAAGAGCCACUCGGAGGUUGUGAAAAUUGCCCACGCCGGUAGCGACACACUGGAGCUGGAGGUUGCCCGCACGAUCGGAGUGCUGUCACCGCUCGAGGACACCACGUCGCAUCCCUCGAUCUACACCGGCACCCUGUGGCGGUACUGCUCCACCGACGGCAAGUGGGUUCGCCGGUGGUUCUCGCUGCGACCGGACCAUUGCCUUUACUACUACCGAUCGGAUGUGGAUAAUCAACCGAUCGGUGCGAUCAUGCUGACAAACCACAAGAUCCUGCGCAACCCACCGGAACCGGGCAGUCGACCGUUUAGCUUCGUCAUCGACACUGAGGAAGGCGUCAAGGUGGAGCUGUCCGCAGACAGUGACGAGGCGGCCAACCGAUGGAUCGCCAUCAUCAGCCACGCCGCCCAGCAGUGUGACCCGUGGUUGGAGAACAGUGCCCGGAACCUGCGGUUAGCAGCGGCAGCCAUCAGCAAGGCGGACUGCAGCGGACCGUUGGCCAAGCUGGGCAGCAAGUGGCGCUCGUGGACCAAACGCUACUGCGUGCUGAAGGAUGCCGUGCUGUACUUCUAUCACGACGGCACGAGUAAGGUCGCCAUCGGUAUGGCGUGCCUGCAGGGCUACCGUGUGCAGCCGUCGUCGGCAGGUGGCAAGAAAUAUGCGUUCGAAAUCGUACCACCGGAGCUCAGUCUCAGACACUACUACUUCCACACGGAAACGGAGAUGGACAAGAAGCGCUGGGUGGCCGCCCUGGAAUACUCGAUAGACCGGUGGAUGCGGGCCGGCUGA